AUUUGCAUUGCGAAUGACAGACACGCCUCCGCGUCGAUAUGCGUGUUUCUGUAAGGCCGAGUCACGUGUCAGCGCACAGAAGUUUUGUCAGAAGUUUGGAGAGAAGUCGGAUUAGACUCUCUGAAAGUCCGGUUGAGCAAAACUGUACUUGAAAACAAAUCAGCAAUCGAUUUCACAGGAGAAGGUGAAGAAGGAAGUUUCGUAAAUCCGUGCAUUGCAAAAAAACCGUCGACACAAUAUUAAACGGCUGCUCAAAAAGGGAUGAUGACUGGUUUCCAGCUGGAUUUCGCGCCACUGAAAGAGCCGCUGGCCUUCAUCAGAUGUUUGGAAUGGAUCUUUGCAAUAUUUGCGUUUGCCACCACCGGAGGAUACACGGGGCAGAGCGCAGCUUCUGUGAAGUGCAGCGGGAAGACGGUCGCUGACAACGUAACGGUGUCCUUCUCUUACCCGUUCAGGUUGAACCUUGUCAAGUACGAGGCUCCUCUCUGCAACGGGUCCAGCUCUGAAACCCUGUACCUGGCUGGAGACUUCUCCUCCUCCGCAGAGUUCUUCGUCACCAUCGGAGUCUUCGCCUUCCUGUACUGCACUGGGGCUCUCGUGGUCUACCUGGGCUUCCAGCAUCGCUAUCGAGAGAGCAGCCGGGGGCCCAUGAUUGAUUUGGUUGUGACGGGGGUCUUUGCUUUCAUGUGGCUGGUGUCCUCCUCGGCCUGGGCUAAAGGACUGACGAACGUCAAGAUGUCGGUGAGCCCCAACAGCAUCGUCAAAGCCAUCGACGUGUGCAAGGGCUCUGUGGUGUGUACCGCAGGGGCCAUGCCUUCCAUGGGCCGGCUCAACGUCUCUGUGAUCUUUGGUUUCCUGAAUCUGAUACUGUGGGGAGGGAGCUGCUGGUUUGUGUACAAGGAGACCCCCUGGCACAAACCACCCAAUCCACAAGGAUCUGUGGAGGAAGGAGCCAAUCAGAGCUAAUUGCACAUUGUGACGUCACAGCCGCCUGUCUCUGUCUGCCAAUCGCAGCGCAACCUGUUUGUUUUUUGUUUUUUUUAAUCCUUUUACAUACAAGAGAAAUGGUAGAAUACCAAACACACAUCACCUCAGCACCCUUUGAGUUUAAACAUUCAGCUCAAGCCUGGGUUACGUCAAUGCUGGCGUUACUGUAGCUGUAGCAGAAUUAAAUAAGUGAGAACCAGAGUCGUUUUUUAAAUAUAUAAUAUGGUUACAUUUGAUUCUUGCCAAUAAACUUGCAGGACUAUUGGGGAAAACGUUACAAGCUAUGAAUAGUCUCUAGCACUUGUAAUGUUGAAACAUGGGUAUGGAUAUGUUCUGAAGCAUAAUACCAUAGACAUCUAUAUGAGGUUGUGAGGCUCCACUCUUUAUAAAGCAGGCAGUUACAAGUGCUUUCAAUCUGUGCUUAUCGUGUGGUGAUGGACAAGAGCUGGGGUAAGGUGUUACUGCAGGAGAAACACGUUUACUACACUCAAAAUACAAACUAGAAGUCUUGUAGUUCAGAUUGUAUAACACUUAGUGCACUGUAACUGCUGUUGUAAUGACAGGACAUUGCACUGCAUCGCUCGCCAAUCAGAAGUGAGAGGCGGCGACGUCGUGCGUAAACGCAAACGAAAGAAACUUCACUCCGCGUGGAGUCUGCUUUUACUCCAGACUUCACUCAAGGUAUUACGUUAGGGUUUCUAGAUUUAGCACCGCUGGGGUUUAAUAGCUGGGGGUGAAACUGCAAACGGCCGGUUCAAAUGCGUUUUGUAAGAGUGCCAGCGAUUUGGCGGCUGUGUUUUUUUUGCUUCUAUGGUUUUGGGUUAUUUUACGAAUUUUGUUUUUAACCCUUGCUUGCUAGGGCAGAGUCAAAAUAAAUCUUAACAAAUAUUUAAUUUCUUUUUGUCACAAUAACAUUUGCUGAUUAAUUUGUAGAUACGCGCACAGCACGUCGCUUUCAUAUAUGUUUUUGAAGACCUGUUAUAUUAGCUUUGAAUAUAAUUAUUGUACAGGUCUAUUUGGAGGAGGGGGGGGGUGUGGUGAGACAAUCAUUUACUGUAUAUUGUAUUUGAAAGUUUUUUAGAAUGAUCAGAUUGUUUUGUUGUUAAAUCCAUGUUGCGGAACCGUGUCUGUACACAGACAGUGCUCUAUUAAACAGGAUUGGUGAAGUCAAA
This is a messenger RNA of Acipenser ruthenus (sterlet), 2159 nucleotides long. Its product is annotated as synaptophysin-like protein 2. The coding region runs from base 262 to 966 and encodes 234 amino acids. The record is from RefSeq and is a predicted model, not a curated record. The transcript has 6 exons. Gene Ontology annotation, cellular component: synaptic vesicle; synaptic vesicle membrane. Lineage: Eukaryota; Metazoa; Chordata; Actinopteri; Acipenseriformes; Acipenseridae.